CCGUGAGCUCGGCGUGAGCAUGGCGGGUCCGCGCGGAGCCGUGACCGGCUGCAAACGGCGCGUGGGACGGAGCGAGGAGCAGCCGCGGGGCGGGAAGAGGAACCGGGCGGGAACGGGGCAGGAGAAGAAGUCGUCUCACUUGUCCGCAGCGCUGCUUGGUGAGGACUGUGAGAUCAGCCUGGAGCAGCUGUCCGAGCUGUUACAAUACGCUGCCCUGGGGAGACGCCACAACGCAGCUCAGCCAAGCUGGUGCCAUAUUUAUCACCAAAGCCACCUGGCUGGGGUUGUGGUUAUUGUUCUACACGAGCUGAGCCAGCUCCAUUUCUACAAAUUCUAUUUGCAGUUCAAACACCUCCGAAGAGUUUUCCGGCACAGGUUCACGUUACCACCUCCUCCAUCUGACUUCCUGGCCAGUCUGUGUGGGGAAGGAGCAGGCCCGAAUCCUCCAGGCAGUGCACAAGGCCUGAUUUCCGCUGGCGUUGAAUGUAUUCCUAAAAGCUCAGGCUUGGAUUGUGAUCCCAUCAUCCGGAAAUAUGGCAAAGAAAGACGAGGCCUCACGAGCUACACUCUAACUUCAGAAGAGCUGAAAAAGAACGAUUAUCCCAUGAGAGAUUCCCCUGAAUAUAAGGGUUAUAUGUACACAGAGUGUGACCUUCAGAGGACAGACAGCAGCCCCCUCUUUGGUCUGGACUGCGAAAUGUGCCUGACUGCAAGAGGGAAUGAAGUCACUCGUGUCUCUUUGGUGGAUGCAGAGGGGAAGUGCCUUCUGAAUGAACUAGUCAAACCAGAAAGCGUGAUAGUGAACUACCGCACCAGAUACUCAGGAAUCACAAGGAAAAUGCUUCUUCCAGUGAAAACAAGAUUGCCAGACAUACAAACUAGACUGAAAAAGAUACUUCCCCAUGAUGCAGUAUUGGUGGGUCAUUCUCUGAAUGCUGAUCUUCAGGCUUUGCAAAUGAUCCAUCCCAGUGUUAUUGAUACUUCAUUACUUUUUGCCAGAAGCGAAGGCCGAAGAUUUAAGCUGAAGUUUCUAGCCAAAGCUGUUUUGGGGAAGGAGAUCCAGUGCGAACAGAGGCUUGGUCACGAUCCUGCAGAAGAUGCUAGAGCUGCAUUGGAAUUGGCUCAAUUCUUUAUUAAGAAAGGACCAACAAAGGUAGCAGAACUGAACUUGGAAAUGCUGCUGGCAGCUGAAAGGCAGACUGAAAUCUCACCAAACAAAUCUGUGAAGCAGCCACAGCAAUGUGGGGUCCAGAAGCAGCUGAAUGAUCCUCCACACUCAUCCAAACCAUGUAUUCUGGCCCGCUUGCAGGGGAUGGGCCAGAAGCCCCUCCUUUUGGGCAGACAGGAACUGGGCUCUUCUGGCCUUUGUCAGAGUGACCUCAGCACUUCCAACAAACAGAUUCUUCAGAGAGCCUUAGAAGACGUUCCCCUCUCCACAUUCAGUAUAAUUCAGUUCGGUUUGAAUCCAGAGUACUUUGCAUCUCACCAUCUUGCUGGAUUUUGCAACAAGGUGAGAAACAAGCUGACUGACAUGCUGACAAUUUACGCAGGUCCUUUUGAAGAAAGCUUUUGCCCAAAGUCUGUGAAAAAAGAAUUUGGAAAGUGUGGGCCAAUCCAGUCCCUCACGGUGGUGACUGAAACGUACCAGCCAUAUGUCUGCAUCCAAUAUGAUGUUCUGGAAGCUGCCCAGCUUGCUCUGGAAAGCCUAAAUGGAGCUGAGGUAGCGGGAUCCUGCAUUAAGGUUCAGAGACCCAUCACUGCUGCAACACUGGACUGUGAUGUUCUGAUAAAGGAACUGGAACAAGAUAUAGAAAACGAAGGUGUGAUUUAUGUGGCAGGAAUAAAGAAGUCAUUAACAGAGACAGAUUUGCAAGAAGAAUUCAGCCCAUUGAAAGACCUUGAAACUCUGUUCCUGCCAAAGGAUCUCCAAAGCGGAAAGCACAGCACCUGCUGUUACCUCAAGUUCCGGAAUUCGCACAGUGCGGCAGAAGCCAUGGAGGCCAUCAGUGGCUGGGCUGUGAGGGGCAGCGCGCUCAGGAGCAGACACGCUCUUGCUUCGGGUCACCUCUGGAGAUGGAUCUGGAAAAUGAAUCACAGCAGCGAAAAGCAAAGAGGAAACAAUUUGAGUGAGAAGAUGGCACCACGGUCUGACUCUGAGCAGGAUGUAAGGAAAGAGGUGAAGAAGUUAGACCACUAUAUAAAGAAGCUUUAUAGAAGUCUGCAGGAUAACACCUUGUGUGUUGUUCUCUUUCCUGGAACAAACAGCAUUCAUGGAUCACAGUCCGGCCUCGGUCUGAUGGGAAUAAAAGAUGAUGGAGAGAGCAGUGCUGGUUAAGCUGCCAAAUUUUUAAAGUCUUUUGUAAAGAUAUUCAGUUACUUAAAAUAUUGAUGUCUUUGUAAAGAGCCCUUGCUAUAGGACCAAAGGCUUUCACACUGUAUCUUUUAUACAGUCUCAAAAUAAAAGCUGUUCAAAACAUC
Molecule: messenger RNA, 2478 nt
Organism: Coturnix japonica (Japanese quail)
Lineage: Eukaryota; Metazoa; Chordata; Aves; Galliformes; Phasianidae
Gene: REXO5
Product: RNA exonuclease 5
Cellular component (GO): nucleus
Molecular function (GO): exonuclease activity; RNA binding
Source: RefSeq, a predicted model, not a curated record